Knipowitschia caucasica is the source of this 630-nucleotide messenger RNA. The record is from the annotation of a GenBank genome assembly. Lineage: Eukaryota; Metazoa; Chordata; Actinopteri; Gobiiformes; Gobiidae.
AUGGCAAACUCUGGUCUUCAGAUUUUGGGAUUUGCCCUGGCUCUCCUGGGCCUCAUUGGACUGAUCAUUGGCACCAUCUUACCCCAGUGGAAGAUGUCUGCUUAUGUGGGAGACAACAUCAUCACAGCGGUGGCCAUGUAUGAAGGUCUGUGGAUGUCCUGCGCCUUCCAGAGCACAGGCCAAAUCCAGUGCAAAGUGUAUGACUCCAUCUUGCAACUCAACAGUGCCCUCCAGGCGACCCGUGCUCUCAUGAUUGUGGCCAUUAUUGUAACAGUGGCUGGUCUGGGUGUAGCUUGCAUGGGAAUGAAGUGCACUACCUGUGGAGCAGAUGACAAAACCAAGAAAUCGAAGAUUGCUAUGACUGGUGGAAUUAUCCUGUUGAUUGGAUCUUUGUGCUCGAUUGUUGCCUGCUCGUGGUAUGCACAUGACAUUAUCCAAGCCUUCUACAAUCCCUUCACCCCUGUCAACACAAAGUACGAGUUUGGUUCUGCCAUCUUCAUCGCCUGGGCUGGUGCAUUCCUCGUCAUCAUUGGAGGUGCCAUGCUGGCUGCGUCUUGUCCACGAGGCAAAUCUGUAUCUGCAUCCAAGUAUCCCAGAGCUCCAAGCAGCACAGGCAAGGAGUACGUGUAA